AUGGCAAUGGUGCGAGCCUCCAAAAACAUUGUUUCUUAUAUUAGAGAAUUAAAACCCCGUAAAGAUACGUCGCGUAUUGAAGUUAGGAUUGUUCGGUUAUGGAGAAACUAUAACAAAGAAUCAGGAAACACCAUUGAAAUGGUUUUUGUUGAUAAAGAAGGGACAAGAAUUCAUGCUUCAGUUGGUGAACAACUCAUCAAAAAAUUCGAUGACAAGCUACGCGAGGGAGAUGCGAUUGUCGUCCAGUUGUUCAAAGUGUACGAUGCUAUUGGUGAAUACCGUACGACGCCACAUCCAUACAAAAUUGGCUUCUUUCAAACAAUAUUUGUUGGAAAAGCUGAUGAUUUUCCAAGUGCAGUUCCCAAAAAUUAUUUCGCGGACUUCUCCGAUAUUCUUGGUGGAAAUCUUGAUCCUGUUUGUCUUCCUGAUGAUUCACUUGCUCUUACAAACAACGAUAGUAGCCAAUGGUCUGUUGGUACUGCUACAUCUAUUCGUGCCAGGUUUUUUGUUCUUAAUGAGAUGCUGACCAUAAGAGAGAUCAUUGAUAGUACUCUGGUUGGCACUUUUGUCACUCUGGGGACUAUAGAAACAAUUGAUACUGAACGUGGUUGGCAAUAUUUAAGUUGCAAAUACCAAAACAAAAAAGUGAUGCCUACAACCAAAGUUGAUGACAAUGACCGGCCCUUGUUCUUCUGCAAUACAUGUGAUAAAGAACACAGUGAUGUCAUUUCCAGCGGUGAGGCUAAUUUUCUUUUGUUUGAUGCUAAUGCUCAACAAAUUGUGCGUCAUUCUGCCGCUGAACUCUAUGACGAGAAUGAAGAUGAAGACUUCUUACCAGAAGCAGUUAGCGAUCUCUUUGGUAAGAGAGUCCUUUGUGAGAUUUCAGUUGAUGCUGGUAACAUCAAAGGAAAGAGCUCUCAGUAUGUUGUUCGAUUGGCUACUGAUGACCGUGAAAUGGUUGAGGAAUUUGCUGAUUUGCCUCCUAAACCGGUCCUAAUGUUGGAGUCCACAGAUGAUAUUUCCUCUGGUUCUGGUGGUUUUACAGCAACUCCUUUGUCCAAAAGAAAAAGCGAACAAGAUGAAGACAGUUGCCUUGAGGAUCAACACUCUGUUAACAAGAAACUCUCUCAAAAGAAAUUUAAGGGCGAGUGA
Messenger RNA from Brassica napus (rape), 1152 nucleotides. RefSeq lists its product as uncharacterized. NCBI's taxonomy places the organism in Eukaryota, Viridiplantae, Streptophyta, Magnoliopsida, Brassicales, Brassicaceae. The record is from RefSeq and is a predicted model, not a curated record. The transcript is spliced from 7 exons. The coding region runs from base 1 to 1152 and encodes 383 amino acids.